Molecule: messenger RNA, 2073 nt
Organism: Ichthyophthirius multifiliis
Lineage: Eukaryota; Ciliophora; Oligohymenophorea; Hymenostomatida
Exons: 3
Source: RefSeq, a predicted model, not a curated record
AUGCAACAAAUAUUUUUCCACUAAUAAACCACAUAACUUCAUAAAAUCUUAAAAUACACCCAAGUAGGAGUCUUCCGUAAAAGAUGGUAUAAUUCCAAUGAAUUAUUUCCCAAAAGAGCCUACAAUUAUAUCCAUGAUCUUCCUUAAGAAAACCAAACAAAGACCAAACACCUUCGUUUUGUUUACGAAUCUCCAAUGAAGGCUACUGAUAAAAGGAAGUUUAAAACAGCUGAAUUUCGUAAAUAUUAAGAAGACUUAGAAAACUUAGCAAAGCAUGCAAUGGUAGGAAAAACAAUAAAAGAGAUUAAAAUAGAAGAAAAAAUCGAACCUGACCCUAUUUAUGGUUUUCAAGAAAGACCAUAAAAAACAUUAAGCCGUCCUUUAGGAAAAGAGCUUUUUUUUUAUUUCCGAAAUGAAAAAUAUAUGGAAAAUUCUAACAGAAAAAUAGCUUAUUUAACACAAUUUUAACCCAAUUCAAAUAAAGUUAAUGAAAUAAAGCCUUUUAUUGACUAAAUAUAUUAAAUAUCUAAAACAUAAAUUCAAGAAUAAGUUUGCGGUAAUCAAUAAAUAAUCAUUGAAGAUGAUUUUUAUGCCAAAAAUCAAGAAAUAAAGGCAUAAUUCGACCUAAUAGGUUCCAAAAUACCUGAUUUACACCAAAAAUAAAUACCUGAUUUAGCCCUAACCCUUUCAUUUACCCUAAGAUAUAACAAAGAUGUAUUUGGAAUCUGGUAAAAAAUAGAAGAAAGGAUAAAAGAUUCCCUAAACCACUACUCAACCCUCGACCUAGCCAAAAUCCAUUACGCCUCAUGCUCAAUAUAUCCUAAAUCACUCUCACAUACAACCCAAAAGGCAAUCAUAGACAUUGUAUUUAACGAAUUAGACUAAGUAAAGACUUUGGAGGAACUGACUCAUAUUCUAUUUGCUUUCCGAAACAUAAAUUCGCAUAAAUAUUACAUAAAAUUACUAGAUGAAAUUACUAAAAGACCACUAUAAAAUGUCUAAUAAGCUAUCCAUUUACUACACGCUUAUGCCCAUUCUAGAUUCCCGGUAAAUAAAAGAAAAUAAUAUAGAGAAAAAGACCAAGAUAAGAAGGAAAAUGAAAAAAUAUUAAACUAUUUAGCUGAUAUAUUAGCUUCAAAUGCAUCUAGUAUUAAAAAUGGUGAUGAUAUAGUAAGAGUACUUGUUUCUUUGAAUAAUUUAUAAACCGAAGUCUUCAAAGAUGUCCUUUUUCAUCUUGAAAGAAAUACUUUAGAGUAAAUUUAGACAUUUGAUGGAUUUCAAAUAGCUUCUAUAAUGUAUGGAUUUGCUAAAUCAAUUAAUAAUUAUGGGUUUGGUAGCGAAAAAUUAUAUUAGGAAUUAAUAAAGAAAUGUAAGGCAUUUUGGAAUGAAUUUACUCAUGUUUAAAAAAGUCACGCUUUCUUCGCUAUGACUUCAUAAGAUAUAAAUGAUAAUGAUUUUAGAUAAAAUUUUAUAUAACCUUGGCUAAAUAAUUAUUUAGAAACAGAUUUUAAUUAUUCAGUUUUACAUUAUGUAGCUUUUUCAUUAAUAUAUGAAUAAAAUAAAGAACCUUUUGAAAAUCUGUUUUUAAUUGAAUAAAUUAUAGUCCCAGAAAAGGUAGUUAUUUUAGUUUAAGGAGAAAAAUAAUCAUUAAAAAAUGGUAAGGCUACACCUGCACAUAGAGCUAAAAUUGCUUUAUUAGAAAUGCAUAAGUAUGCAGUUUUUAAUAUUGUUUUUAAGGAUUUCGAAAAGAUUUAAACUGAUUCAAAAUUGAAGUUUUUGGAAGAAACUAUUAAAAAAUUAGUCAGUAAAUAAAAAAAAUACAUUGAAGAAGUUGAAGAAUAAGAAUAAUGGCUUUAGUUUAUGGACAAAAAAUAAAAAUAAAUAAUAAAUGCAGUAUAAAUUGAAAAAGUUUAUAAAGGAGGAAAAGUUAAUAUUGAUACAUUCGAUGUACCUUUUGAUUGGAGUAAAUUAUAGGGAGAAUUUAAAAAAAGAUAAAUGUAAGUUGAAGAAAAUAGAAAAUUGUAUGGAGUUACAGAAGAAGAUGAUUUUGAAUAAUUAAUAAAUAAUAAAUGA